AGUAAUACCAGCCAGCCGUAUGAACGUUCUCCGCGAAAUCCAGAAGUUGGCAGUGGAGUACCGGCUUGCUCUCAGUAUAAUCCUCAAGUCCGCUCGUCGAUAUCGAGCGCACCGUAUUAGGCUGCGUCGGUGCAACACUCGUCCUAAGCAAGCAUAUGUACGACGGGGGUUCACUGUGAAACGUCAGACGAUCCGCUCCAUUUCGAGAAUUGCUGUGUGAUACGGAUCUAAUCGACACCUUCCGAUCGUAUGCUCGCGCGUAUGAUGUCUGCCAAGUUCCGAGCUCUGUUCUGUUUAAGCUCAUUCGUGGCUGCGUCUGGUCAGAGUGUUCGAGUUUUCAGUCACUACACUCUGGCUGUACAACAUGGAGCAGGGAUCUGCUACGAGAAUCCAAAAUGCGUGAGGAGCUCCGCGCUGCCCCAGUAUCCGGAAUGGACCAUCCAUGGCCUGUGGCCUUCGAACCUCGCAUUCUGCGGCGGGAGCAAGUUCGAUCUGAGAGAGUUGGGUGGAAUGCUACCGACUCUGCGAGAGUCGUGGCCAAGUUUCACCGAGACCGGCGAUUCAGCUUUCUGGCGGUAUCAGUUCACCAAGCACGGCACGUGUGCCAUCGGUAGUCCUCGAAUCAGUGGCGUGCAAACUUAUUUUGAGAGGAGUCUAGCUUUGUACGAAGAUUUCUCGCAGAAGGUACUGAGAAAAAUUGGAAUCAGGGCCGGUAUCGUUGAUGUGUCGGAGGUUGAAGGGCUCAUUCGGAGUCGGCUCGGUAAAUCUGUCCAGAUGCGCUGUCGCAUCGUUGGUUCCCAUUAUGUACUGAGCGAAAUCAAGAUCUGCUAUUCGAGAUGGAAUUUCGAGGUCAUAGACUGUCCUCGGAAGUCGAACUGCGGGCGCCAAAGUAUUUUCGUGGCACAUGGAUCCCGCGGGCCCGUCGGUAUGGUCUAAGAAUGAUUUCAGAACGGGUAUCACAGCGUCCUGAACUGAACAUGUUCGUUAC
Galendromus occidentalis (western predatory mite) is the source of this 988-nucleotide messenger RNA. RefSeq names its product ribonuclease Oy. The record is from RefSeq and is a predicted model, not a curated record. The transcript is spliced from 2 exons. The coding region runs from base 250 to 936 and encodes 228 amino acids. Lineage: Eukaryota; Metazoa; Arthropoda; Arachnida; Mesostigmata; Phytoseiidae. Gene Ontology annotation, molecular function: ribonuclease T2 activity; RNA binding.